Messenger RNA from Puntigrus tetrazona (Sumatra barb), 5135 nucleotides. RefSeq names its product HECT and RLD domain containing E3 ubiquitin protein ligase 3 (gene herc3). Gene Ontology annotation, molecular function: ubiquitin-protein transferase activity. NCBI's taxonomy places the organism in Eukaryota, Metazoa, Chordata, Actinopteri, Cypriniformes, Cyprinidae. The record is from RefSeq and is a predicted model, not a curated record.
ACUUUUAGAGCUGGUUGACAGAAGUCACGUGACGAUCAGUGACGCCGUAAUCUGAGUCGUAACUUCCUUGUUUUUGUCGGAACCAUUAAACUGAAACCAUUCCAGUAAUAUACGGUCAAAAUAAACAGGAGACGAAAUGCAUAUUACCAGAGCCGUCACGUACAGGCGGAGACGGCAGGGCGGCACAGCCUAGGAGCUCUCCCUGAUUCCGGACCCUUCCAUCUGUCUCCCGUUUUAUGUGUGAAUCAUGAUGCUGUGCUGGGGAAGCAGUGCCUCGGGUCAGCUGGGCGUCGGGGCGUCGGAGGCGUUGGUCUUCGAGCCGAGGAGCUGUUGCAUGUUCGACGGGAGGGGUCUUAAAGAAGUUGCGUGCGGCAGCCAACACUCGCUCUUCCUGUUGCAUGAUGGGAGCGUUUACGCCUGUGGCUCCAACAGCUGCGGUCAGCUGGGCCAUGACAAGGGAGGAUGGAGGCCAGAGCUGGUAGGAGCUCUGGAUGCCCAGAAGAUCGCCGGUGUUUCGUGCGGGCAGACUCACUCUCUGGCGGUAAACGAGCAGGGGCAGGUGUUUGCCUGGGGGGCCGGAGAAGGAGGGCAGCUCGGUCUGGGUACGGCUGAAGAGGCGGUCCGCGUGCCCAGGUUGAUUAAAAAGUUGUGCGAGCAUCGAAUCUCACAAGUAAUGUGUGGCAACCAACACUGCAUAGCACUUUCAAAAGAUGGUCAGCUGUUCGUGUGGGGUGAGAACUCCAGCGGUCAGCUGGGUUUAGGGAAGGGAGAGCCGAGCACCCGGUCUCCUCAGCCGCUCAAAUCUCUGUGUGGGAUCCCGCUGGCUCAGAUCAGCGCUGGAGGAGACCACAGCUUCGCCCUGUCCCUGUCCGGAGCCGUGUUCGGCUGGGGGAAGAACAGCGCCGGGCAGCUGGGCCUCAAUGACGAGCAGGACCGGGCUGUUCCCUGUCACAUCAAGUUCCUGCGGUCGCAGAAGGUGGUGUACAUCAGCUGCGGAGAUGAGCACACCGCUGCCCUGACAAAGGAAGGGGGUCUGUUCACAUUUGGAAACGGUUCAAGAGGACAGCUGGGCCACGAUUCCACCAGAAACGAGCCUCUUCCACGCAGAGUUAUGGAGCUCAUGGGCACCGAGGUGUCUCAGAUCGCUUGUGGGCGGCACCACACCCUGGCAUUCGUUCCCUCCACUGGUCUGGUUUACGCUUUCGGCUGCAACACUCAGGGCCAGCUGGGUACAGGCCUCAGAGGAAAUGCUAAGAGCCCACUUCCUGUCAGGAACAUCCAGCCCCUGUGCUUUGGAAAUACACACACAAAAGGCGAGCGCUACACCAUCUGUAAAAUUCACAGUGGAGGCGAUCACAAUUUCCUGUUGUUGUCUACUAAGGAGGGUUCAUCUUGUUCCGAGGAUUUCCGCAAUGAAUACCACAAAAGCAUCGCUCUGAUUAAUUCUGAGAGUCUGGACAGCUGGAGGAUGAAGCUCCAUGACAACGGCGAUACAAGCAUCGCCAAUGACAUCAUACUCCUGUUUUCCUCAACUGCAUGUUGGAAUGCCAGCUUUUUGGACCAAAGUGAUGAUGGACAUUUCAAAACCAACCCCAAAGUCCCGGGCAUUGAUUUUAAUGCCGUCAGGCUGCUUUUUGAGACGCUGAUGAAACCAGCCUUCGCAAGGCUUUUGGAUCAGGCCACAAAGAGCUUUGAGAGUCUCCUGAUCCCCCAGCUGCCCUGCUCUCCUCCUGAUGUGGAAGCCAUGCGGAUCUACCUGAUCCUGUCUGAAUGUCCCGCUCUCCAGGACUCCAAGAACUACAUCUCUCUCACCAUCCCUCUAGCCAUGGCCAUCCUCAGACUGGACGCCAACCCCAGCAAAGUUCUCGAUAACUGGUGGUCUCUAAUGGAUUGCGAGGUUUUCUCUAGACUCGUGGAGAUGUACAAAAGCAUAGUUGUGUUUCUGUUGACCGGCGGGAAGGCGCUCCUGAUGCCUGUGUUUCUGGAGAGCUACACAAGCGCCGCCCUGCGACUGCUGGAGAAGCUACACAAGGUCAAUCUGAAAGCCCAUCGUGUGGAAUACAACCACUUCUACAUCCCUGACAUCGCCACCCUGGUGGACAUCCAGGAAGACUACCUCAAAUGGUUUCUGCGCAAAGCUGAUAUUAAAAUGCGAUACCCUCCAGUGCAGGGUUCUGUCACGUUAUGUGCCUAUCCGUUCAUAUUGAACGCGCAAGCCAAGACAACCGUGCUGCAAACAGAUGCUGAGCUGCAAAUGCAGAUGGCGGUAAGCGGCGCUAACUUGCACAACGUCUUCAUGCUGUUGACUAUGGAACCUUUGCUGGCAAGAAACCCUUUCCUGGUGCUUCACGUACGAAGGAACCACUUAGUCAGCGAUGCUCUCCGGGAGCUCACCGUCUACAAUGACGUAGACUUGAAGAAGCCGCUUAAGGUCAUUUUUGAUGGAGAGGAAGCUGUGGAUGCUGGAGGAGUCACUAAGGAGUUCUUCCUGCUCCUGCUGAAAGAGCUGAUGGAUCCUAUCUAUGGCAUGUUCUCCCAGUAUUCAGAGUCCAAUCUGCUGUGGUUCUCUGAUAAAUGUUUUGUGGAGCACAAUUGGUUCCACCUGAUCGGGAUCAUCUGUGGUUUGGCCAUCUAUAACUCCACUGUGGUGGACCUGCACUUUCCUCUGGUGCUCUACAAGAAGCUUCUGAACGUUUUGCCCUCACUGGAUGACCUGAAAGAGCUUUCUCCUACAGAGGGAAGGAGUCUUCAGCAGCUGCUGGAGUAUGACGGAGAUGUGGAGGAGACCUUCUGUCUGAACUUUGCUAUUACGAGGGAGUAUUAUGGGAUCACGGAGGUGAAAGAGCUGGUGCAGGGCGGGAAGACCAUCGCUGUGGACAGGACAAACAGGAAGGAGUUUGUUCAGGCGUAUUUACAGUACGUGUUCAGUGAUGCCGUGCAGGAGCAGUAUUCGGCCUUCUCCAGCGGUUUCCUGAAGGUCUGUGGCGGGGAGAUUCUCUCUCUCUUCCAGCCCUCUGAGCUCAUGGCCAUGGUGGUGGGAAACAACAACUACAACUGGGAGGAGAUGGAGAAGAAUGCCUCCUACAAGGGCGAGUUCUCUGCAUCCCACCCAACAGUAAAGAUGUUUUGGGAGGUGUUUCAUGAGUUUCCCUUGGAGAAGAAGAAACAGUUUUUAUUGUUUUUGACAGGCAGUGACCGCAUCCCCAUCCACGGCAUGGCCAGUCUACGCAUCGUCAUCCAAUCCACUGCUGCAGAAGAGCACUACCUUCCUGUGGCCCACACCUGCUACAACAUGCUGGACAUGCCCUGCUACCAGACCAAAGAGACCCUGCGGCACCGGCUCACGCAAGCCGUGGAGCAGUACGAGGGCUUCAGUCUGGUCUGAGCGGGAUCUACGGAGGUCGCUUUCUGUAUGCCGACACUGCACUUUAAACCUGUGGAGAAAUGGAAAACGAACGCUGCUCUCGCAUUUAUUUGACCACAGACGAGCACAUCCUGAGUUUCAUGAGUAAAUCUAUUAUUUUCUUAUUUUUACAGACUCUGACUUGCUUGUUUUGGUUGAAUCUUGAGAUGUGCACCGUUUCUUUCUUUGCUUUUUGGUUAUAAAAAAAAUUCUAUUUUUUAAAUGACACGAAUAAAUUAUAAGAUUAGGAUUGAGUUCUUGGCAAAACAAAUUGAUUUGACGUUCUUUAUAUAUUUUGUAAAUGUAAAUGUCUUUGAAUCAGAUUUUAAAACCGAUAGGUUGCUCUUGCUAGACCACGUUAUUUUGCUAGGGUUGUCCGAGCCUGUUUCUGAAGGGCCGCUGUCCCGCAGACGUUUAGCUCCAACCCUAAUCUUAACACACCUGAACUAGAAACUUCCAGGCAUGUGUGUUGGGAAUAGCUUGGACGCCGCAGUUUGAAUUUAUGGAAGGAAGCAAACAAAUUUGAAAUAAAUUCACUUGUUAAAGCGUAUAAAAAGCCCACUAAAAAUGCUCAUCCCUGGCCAUAGAUGAGUGGUUGAUCCCAUUCAGAAAGAACCUACCCCAACCCGUCAAACUGGGAGCUCAUCCGGGAUAAAGACGGUAGAGGUAUUGCCCCAUCAGCACGGUUUCAAGCCCGAUACAUUUAGGAUGUCUAAUCCUGAUCCCGGAGGACCAAUGUCCUACAAAGUUUAGAUCCAACUUGUCCCAAUACACCUGCCUGGAAGAUUCGCGUAAUCCUGAAAACCUUGAUUACAUUUGGUUCAGGUGCGUUUAAUUAGCACUGGUGCUAAACUCAGGACGGUGGCCCUCCGGGAAUAGGAUUGGACACGCGUGCAAUACAUUAAAGGGUUUAACUUGACAAACGAUCUCUUUAUUUCCGAGCUUCACCAGUUCAGUCCAUUUUCGCGCCUCCUGAAUCCAUUCCGCUGGUUUUCCUUUUGUGUACAGUAGCAAGCCAUUAGCAUAAAAAUGUCUUUUAUUAAUGAUUGGCGUGCAUGAGCAUGCCAUGUCCAGGUGGAACGCCGAAGCUGCUUUUUUAAAAAUAUUUGAAUCAGCCAUGGGGUAAAAAAAAAAAAAUCUGGUAUUUCUCUUAAAGCGAUAUCGGUUGACAUUUAAUUGAGGAACAAAUCCAGCAAUAACUACUGGUUGAUGUACGUGUACUAGUUAUGGGAUUUUAAUUAUGUUUCAAUCCAACAAAUGUGAAUAUUCUAACAGCUGUGUUCUUCUUCCGGUCAAUCCAUUGCCGCUUUCGAUUUAAUCCCUCCUGGAAGGUCAUAUGCUGUAAAGGGGAUUUGCUUUCUACUCGCGUUUACUUUCCGAGUAGAGCAUUAAUGUUGGGUUGUUAUUGAAAAUGGAUCUUACCUUUGCGGUUUUCAGAUACGGUGGACGAUAGAGGACUGUCAGGACCACGGCGAGGCGUUUGCUGUGGCCUGUGGUGUUUUGCAUCUAGCUGCAUGAAGUGUAUUUGUUUGUACUUGAUGGAAGGUCGCAUAAAGAAGUGUUUCUAUCCAACUUAUUCCUUUCUGUCAAUGUAUACAAACAAGGGCUUCUCGUAGUGGCUACUGAUGCAUUGUUACUUUAGUAAAGUAUAUUUACUUUUAUAGCUUUCAAAUGGAAUAUAUUGUUUUAUCUAUUUUUUUCCAGAACAAUAAAAUUAUUUCACCUCAGAGUA